Pleurotus ostreatus (oyster mushroom) is the source of this 210-nucleotide messenger RNA. RefSeq names its product H(+)-transporting V0 sector ATPase subunit e (gene VMA9). Lineage: Eukaryota; Fungi; Basidiomycota; Agaricomycetes; Agaricales; Pleurotaceae. Gene Ontology annotation, cellular component: vacuolar proton-transporting V-type ATPase, V0 domain. The transcript has 3 exons. The coding region runs from base 1 to 210 and encodes 69 amino acids. Gene Ontology annotation, molecular function: proton-transporting ATPase activity, rotational mechanism. Gene Ontology annotation, biological process: vacuolar acidification; proton transmembrane transport. The record is from RefSeq and is a predicted model, not a curated record.
AUGUCCGGAUUUCCCGUUAUUCUUCUCCUUGUCGUGACACUGGGCGUAAUGACUUCUGCUGCUUUGUUUACACCAAAGGGUCCCCAUCAAGUGACAAUUCGAACCGCCAUUAUGCUCACCGUAGCAGCCUGCUACCUACUAUGGAUGGUCACGUACAUGGCCCAGCUACAUCCUUUAGUUGCGCCGCGUCGUUCGCCUUUAGCUGAGUGA